This is a messenger RNA of Prorocentrum cordatum, 1246 nucleotides long. NCBI's taxonomy places the organism in Eukaryota, Dinophyceae, Prorocentrales, Prorocentraceae. The record is from the annotation of a GenBank genome assembly.
CCUGCUGCUCUUCCUCCUCCUCGUCUUCCUUCUUCUCACCCCUUCUCCUCCCUCCUCCCCUCCACCCUCCCUCCUUCCCCCUCCGUCCCUUCUCUCGCCCCCUCCCCCGCCAGGGUGCAUGCCGGGCCAGACCCUGAUGGGCAUCGAGGAGACUUUCGACGGCUGGGUGCGCCUUGCCGACGACGCCGGCUGGGUGUUCCGGGGCGACUGCGCCGACGGCCCCGCGCUGCUGCCCCUCGGCGACCUGCGUGCGGCCCUCGCCGAGCCCGAGCUCUCACCGGCCCCCGGCCUGCAGAUGUUCGAGGUUGUCGGCGAGGAGGGCGUGCCUGUGCUCCGCGAGGCGGCCGAGGACGCCUUGGCGCUGGGGCGGCGCAGCUUCGGCGAGUUCGUGCUGGCCGAGGCGCAGUCCUACCACGGCUGGCUGCGCCUCGCGGACGGCGGCGGCUGGGCGCCGUGCUCUACCCCGCAGGGGGCGCGGCUGCUGCUGCGCGUGCGGCCGGACGAGCUGCAGCUGGCGGUGCCCGGGACGGGCUCCGCCUGGCCGGACGCGGCCGAGGACGCGGCCGCCGCGGCCGCGGCGGCGCGCGAGGCCGCCUCGCGGAGGGAAGCGCUGCGGCAGCUGGAGGAAGCCGCUGUCGCCAACUCCGCCGUCUUUUUCGCGGCGCUGGCCACGGCGCGGGACCACGGUGUCGAGAAGCGGGACAUCGCGCGCUGCCACGCCCUGCGCUCGAGCAUGGGCUUGUGAGGGGCUCGCGGCAGCUGGGCCUGGCGGGGCCCGGCAGGCCGGGGUCCGCGGGGGCCCGCGUCAGACAGGGCGCCCUUCAGAGAAGGAAGAGGCACUCCCCUACCUCUACCCUUUCCCUCUCCCUCGUUUUUUCCCUUCUUUUGUUUCCCCAGCUCUCGCGGAGGGGCCCUCGCCUUCUCGAGGCGCCGAAGGGCCGGCAGCCCGCCCUCGGCGGCCGGCCCCGCCGCGGGCCCGCGGGGGCAGAGGGCUUUGGGUCAUACAUCCAUGAAGCUGGGAGCCCCAACUGUCUGAAUCGGUAUCUCGGGCCAGCUUGGACCCGACAGAAGGCCGUUUCGCAGUUUCAGGCCCUGCGAAUGCGGAGGCUGCAGGAGUCGCAGCGUCGUGUCUGUCAGGAGCUAUGUGGCGCUCUGUCAGGCACACGUAGGUCGCCUCCUGGUGCAAGCUGUGCCGCUGUUUUUUUCCAGCGGCGCUCGCCAGCCGCCAGCCUCUCCCUCUCGUUCG